UGACUUUUGGGCCAAUAACAAGCCGUGUUUUUCGAGUUUUACCAGCCAUUUACAUAAAUUCAGGGAAUUUUGAUUAAUGAAGGAGCGUAAACAUAAAUUCCAAAAAGAAAAAUGUUGUCUAAAAUUAUUGCUGAAUUUGUAGACCUGGUUGGAAACAUGCUACAAGUUAAUUUAUUUAAGUGAUCAACAAAUAAGCACAGGGCUAGCAGAUGAAAAUCGAUCCUACUUUGAAAAUUCUCAUUACCCAUUUGUCCUGGUGCAUUGGAGACUUUAUAAAUGAGCUUCAUAGUUUGAAGAAACAAUCCUUGGGUUAUUUAUUUUAUUCUUAUUUGAGUGGUAUACUAACUUCCCAAAAGUUUAUGGGUAUUUAUUUGUUUGUUAAAUUGAAAACAUGAUAUCGUAAUCAUGCCGCGACAAAAACGAAAUAACAAAUCGUCUGCAACAUCUGGUUUUAAUAAUCAGCCAAAAAUCCAAUUCAAGAACAGUUCACCGCCUAUCAAUGGUCCUCAUACACCCUAUUUGUUAUACGGACCAAAUGGCGAUAUAGCUUUCAACACUUACCCUAGUAGUUUUCAACAAUCAUCUAUCCCCAAUUCUCCUUUGAAUAACACUACCCAAACGCAGAAAAGUGUGAAAAAUACACCAAGUAAGCACAACCAAAGCAAUGGGGGAGAGGUGAAUAGUGUGUGGACGGCGCAACCUGCGUUUGAUUACGAGCCUCUUCGUUUCGCAAAUGGACAGCCUCGUCGAUUCGAGUUGGCUAACGGGACCCCUUCGUCUCCCAUAUUGUACUACAAUAGACCUUCACUAGAGAGCUCUUAUUCGCUACCUGCACCUAAUCAAGUCCACCAUGUCACAUUUCCAUCUCCCUCGCCUCCCCUUCGCGGAGGAGGAAUAGCCAGACCGUUGACUGUGCCCAAUACCCCAAUUAUCCACGGAAUCACUCUACCCCCUGCUCCCCCUGACUUCGGAAUCGUGGCACCGAAAAGUAAUCAGCGGAACAGCAUUUUAAGUUCUAACAUUAAUUCAUCAUCUUCGUUACUUUCGAGCGGUCAGUCUGUAAAACCCAUUCUGAAAAACUCGACAGGAGGCUCCUCGCCGACCAAUCAUAUUGAUGCAACGAAGGACUAUUUAAUGAAGGAGUUGUCGGAUUUAGGCGAGAGUGAAGAGAAGCAUCUUCGUAGGCUGAUGCAAGUCGAUGACAAUGACGAUUGCACGGCGCUGUCUCGACUGUUCUUCCAAGAAAGCACUAUGGUGCACGGUGUGGCCAGAGCGGCCAAGCUGGGUUCGGACUUGAGGAGAUUCAUCUGGGUGGCUCUGGUGAUACUGUGUCUGGCUGGAUUCACCUGGCAGACCUGUAGUCUCCUCGUGGACUUCUUCCGCUGGCCAGUGACUGUCAUUACUCAGAUGGAACACACCAGGACUCUCACUUUCCCUUCCAUCUCAGUCUGCAACAUGAACAAAAUCAUGGCCAGCAAGGUACAGUCUACACGUUUCUCCAGUCUGCAGGAACUAGACCAGUACGCCGCAGAGAGUCUUCCUGAGGAGCUGUCCAGGUACCUGGAACGCGUGAACAAAACCAGUGAAUUGAAAGUAUGCGGGGGUGCUGGGGAGAGGGGGGACUUGUGGCAGUGUCCAGGGGUGCACUACUGUAUCCCAAGAGAGUGGAGGUGUAAUGGGAAGCAAGACUGUCCCAACAAUCAAGACGAAAUCGAUUGUGCCGAGUGCAGAGUUGAACACUGGGAGAUCUCAUGUCCUGGCGGUGGGUGGAGUCAGGGGUGUGUCAAGUUCUGGGAGAUGUGUGACGGCAUGCCGCACUGUCCAGAUGGGAGCGACGAGGACCCGGAGGUGUGUCAGUGGAACAGCUGCGACAACUUCACAGACUACAGCAACUACUCAUUCCAGUGUGAGAGCAGCACCAGGUGUAUCUGGAGCUAUUACCUGGGUGACACCAUACCUGAUUGUCCUGACGGCGAGGACGAAGACCCAGUGUUUCUUCAAGAGAAGGCUGAGUUGUGGGAGGAGCAGCGACUGAACGGGACAGGUGGGGGCUUUGGGAAAGUGAACUUGAGGUGUGGGGAGUUGUUGAGCUGGGUUCCCAACUGGUGGCUGUGUGAUGGGAGGAACCACUGUCGCAAUGGAUUCGAUGAGAUGCACUGUGAACAGAACAAGACUUGUAAGGCGAAUGAGUUGUUGUGCGAUGAGGGAUACAACUGCAUCGCACACGACUGGAAAUGUGACGGGCUAAUAGACUGUCCUCAAGGCAGUGACGAGGAAGACUGUCCGAAUAGGAUAGACUGUGAGAAGGAGGGUCUGAUCCAAUGUCAGUUGAGCACCUGGUGCAUCGAUGAGUCAUGGAUGUGUGAUGGGAACGGGGACUGUCUCUACGAUGAAGACGAGGACAAGAUCACAUGUGCCAACCACGAGUGCAAACCGAAUGAAAAGAGGUGUCCAGGGCAUACAUAUGCGUGCAUUGACGAAACUAAGAUCUGCGAUGGUUUCAUCGACUGUCCAUCUGGAUUGGACGAGGUGGGCUGCGAGUCUUUGAUUAGUUGUGAGUCUUCCCUCAGCUCUCCGAACAAACCCUCAAUCGACAUCCCUGCAGCUACUACGAGUACUAACAACACUGGAUCACUCGAUCAGCCGGAUCUAUCUGGAUCAAAAAAUGGCGAUGGACCCUUCAAAAUGAUGUGUUCAGAUCAAUCCAGGUGUAUUUUGUCGUCUUGGCUGUGCGAUGGGGUGCAGGACUGUGAAACUCCUGUGGACGAGAGGAACUGUGGCAACGAGCAGCUGUCCUGUUCAUCCGUCAAGGACGAAUAUCAGUCUUGUGAGCAGUGGGCUAAAAUGGGGCACUGCAAAAGCAGCAGCCACAACUACCGCUUCAUGAAGGAGAACUGCAGGCGCACCUGUCACUUCUGCACCGAAACCGAAGACUCCUCCCAUUCUCUGAUCGGAGACUCGGAGCAGGCGGCAGUCACGAACAAAGAGUGGAAGAUUUACUAUCACUCAUCCGUUCACGAAGACUACUCAGAUGUAGUGGGAUUAGGAGGCAUGAUCGACCAACAGGAAUUGAAAGAACUCGGGCACCAAAGACAAGACUUCAUAAUCCAGUGCAAUUUCGACGGCCAAACAUGUGAUCCAAAAUGGUUCAAAGAGUUUCAGAAUGACGUUUAUGGAAACUGCUGGACUUUCAACGAUGAUCUGAAUGAAAUCUUCAGGCCAAGAAACAUUUCACAAGCUGGCGUGCAACAUGCUCUGCAGAUGACUUUGUUUCUUGACACUGAAAACUACCUCGGUCUUCUCUCGCCCAGAGUCGGUGCCCGACUUUCAAUCCAGUCGCCAAAACAACCGCCGAUGCCCGACGAACUCGGGAUCACCCUGACCCCGGGUAUUCACACGAGUAUCGGUGUCCGACAACGCGAAUUAUACCGAAUGCAAAACCGAUACGGUCAAUGCCGAGACCAAUGGCCCGAGGGACUAUCGCUGAUGAAGACAAACUCAACUAGUAAAAACCGAACUUACGACUACUCGUACCUGGCAUGUAACAAACUAUGUAUCCAGAACCGACUUUGGUCCGAGUGUAAAUGUGUCGAGUCGCUACUUGUUGAGAACCGAAGUCUCUGUAAUGUCGUGGAUAAGGCAGUGACUGAAUGUAGAAACAAAGUUUACAGGGAUUUUACAGAGAGUUUGUUUGGUUGUGGUUGUCAGCAAGCAUGCUCCGAAACUUUGUUCUCAAAAACAGUUUCUGAAUCUACGUGGCCCAGUGAGAAAUACAUGUACCACCUCUACAGACGAUUGCUCAAUGACGAAAGCAGCCUGGUUAAAGACAGUGUCAAAAACGUACUAGUCGACUUUGUCCAGAUGAAAAUCAACGCCAGAUACCACGAAGAGCGCAAGAACCGAACCAAAAACUCGUUCACGGCGGAGAGUGGCGACAACAAAGGCGGGUCCACACGCACUGGUUGGGAUAUCUUGUCUUCUAUGGAGAGUCUGCUUAAAAGUAUGGACUACGAGACUAAUGAUGACAGACUGAAGAGUUUCCUGCAGAAGAAUUUCCUGAGAGUGGAGAUCUAUUUCGAGGACUUGUCUUACGAGGUGGUCAAGGAGACCCCACAGUAUGGCUGGGAGCAUAUUUUGUCUAAUAUUGGCGGUGCAUUAGGAUUAUGGCUCGGUCUCAGUAUCAUAACAGUGUUUGAGUUCUGCGAGCUUAUCUUCGAUCUGCACCGGAUUGUAAUUUCGAAUAAUUUCCGCAAAAGACAAACAAAACGGAAGAAUUUGCUCAGCGAAAAGUACCUGUCAAGAAGGCAAGCAUGUCGGAACAACUUCAACUCUGUCGCCAAUCAGGAUUAGAAAUGCCCCACCCACCCGGUUUGAAAAGGUUUCAUGCCAUGGGAAGCAAAAAAAAGCUCCUGGAAGUGAAACUAAGCGCAGUCGAAACUUAAUUAACGGUACAUUCUUCCAAAAAGCCAAUUCAGUAUAGCUUCUUCUUUUCGUGUUGCAUUCUUUUUUAGAUUUAAU
Molecule: messenger RNA, 4518 nt
Organism: Symsagittifera roscoffensis
Lineage: Eukaryota; Metazoa; Xenacoelomorpha; Acoela; Convolutidae
Exons: 14
Coding region: 406-4350 (1314 amino acids)
Biological process (GO): sodium ion transmembrane transport
Cellular component (GO): plasma membrane
Molecular function (GO): ligand-gated sodium channel activity; protein binding
Source: RefSeq, a predicted model, not a curated record